Aspergillus aculeatus ATCC 16872 is the source of this 918-nucleotide messenger RNA. RefSeq names its product urate oxidase. Bases 1 to 918 code for a protein of 305 amino acids. Gene Ontology annotation, biological process: urate catabolic process; purine nucleobase catabolic process. Gene Ontology annotation, molecular function: urate oxidase activity. The record is from RefSeq and is a predicted model, not a curated record. The transcript has 3 exons. Gene Ontology annotation, cellular component: peroxisome. Lineage: Eukaryota; Fungi; Ascomycota; Eurotiomycetes; Eurotiales; Aspergillaceae.
AUGUCUUCCCCCAUCACUGCGGCCCGCUACGGCAAGGACAAUGUCCGAGUAUACAAGGUCCACCGGGACGAGAAGACAGGCGUCCAGACCGUCGUCGAGAUGACCGUCUGUGUUCUCCUGGAGGGAGAGAUUGACACCUCUUACACCAAAGCCGACAAUAGCGUCGUCGUCGCCACGGACUCCAUCAAGAACACGAUCUACAUCCUGGCGAAGCAGAACCCCGUGACGCCGCCGGAGCUUUUCGGCUCGAUUUUGGGCAACCAUUUCGUGACCAAGUACCCGCACAUCCACGCGGCGCACACCUCCAUCGUCACGCACCGGUGGACGCGCAUGACCAUCGACGGCAAGCCGCACCCGCACAGCUUCCUGCGCGACGGCGAGGAGACGCGCAACGUUCAGGUGGACGUGGUCGAGAAGGCUCAAAGCAUCGGCAUUGACAUCCGCUCCUCGCUGGCCAAGCUGACCGUGCUCAAGAGCACCAACUCGCAGUUCUGGGGCUUCUUGCGCGACGAGUACACCACCCUUCCGGAGACCUGGGACCGCAUCCUCAGCACCGACGUCGACGCCACCUGGCAGUGGCAGAAAUUCGCGGGGAUCGAGGCCGUCCGCGCCGCCGUCCCCCGAUUCGACGCCACGUGGGCCGCCGCCCGCGAGAUCACCCUCAAGACCUUCGCCGAGGAUAACUCGGCCAGCGUCCAGAACACCAUGUACAAGAUGGCCGAGCAGAUCCUCGAGCGGCAGCCCCUGCUCGAGACGGUGGAGUAUGCGCUGCCCAACAAGCAUUACUUUGAGAUUGAUCUGAGCUGGCACAAGGGUCUGAAGAACACCGGCAAGGAUGCCGAGGUGUAUGCGCCCCAGGGUGGUCCCAAUGGUCUCAUCAAGUGCACCGUUGGUCGCAAGUCCAAGGCCAAGUUGUAG